Molecule: messenger RNA, 2723 nt
Organism: Geodia barretti
Lineage: Eukaryota; Metazoa; Porifera; Demospongiae; Tetractinellida; Geodiidae
Source: the annotation of a GenBank genome assembly
UAAACACCCGUUAGCUACUGAGCUACGCUCGUGCCAUACACGCAUAAACUCUACUCUUGGCUGCACCCUGUCAGAUCAGGCGGUGCAUCCACUAGCUAAGCCAUAAACGGAGCCGCUGGGUUCAGCAGCAAAGAUGGCUGCAGAGACCUUCUUCCCUGGAGAGACGCUCCGCUCUCUUGUGACCGUCCCCAAGGCAACGGGAGGGACCACGGUCGCCAUUUUGGCAAUAGUCACGUUGCUGUAUCUCUACCGAAAGCUGGGCACAGGCUCUAAACCUCCAAAGGACCAGACCUAUCCUCCUUAUAUCCCCUCCUCUAUACCCUUUCUGGGACACGCAAUUGAAUUCGGAAGAAGUCCGAUCGAAUUUCUCAUAAAGGCACACAAAAAGUACGGCAAUGUUUUCAGUUUCACAAUGGUGGGAAAAACAUUCACCUAUGCCAUCGGCUCUUCUCCGUGCUCUGUUUUCUUCAACUCGAAAAACGAAGACCUAAAUGCCGAGGAGGUGUACUCGAAACUGGUUACACCGGUUUUCGGAAAGGGUGUGGCUUACGAUGUUCCAAACAAGUUGUUUAUGGAGCAGAAGAAGCUACUGAAGACGGGUCUCUCGAUGGCCCACUUUAGAAGAUACGUCCCACUCAUAGAACAGGAGACAAUGGGAUACUUCCAGAGAUGGGGUGACAGCGGAGAAAGAGAUCUGUUUGUGGCGUUGUCUGAGCUGAUUAUUCUUACGGCCAGCCGAUGUCUUCACGGGAGGGAAAUCCGAGAGAGAUUGGACGAGCACAUUGCUCAGUUGUACUUUGACCUCGAUGGUGGAUUCUCUCAUUUGGCCUGGCUCCUCCCUGGAUGGCUUCCACUCCCUUCAUUUAGGAAGAGGGACAGAGCACGUAUAGAAAUGAACGACAUCUUCAAGGAAGUGAUUCGCAAGAGGAGAGAGAAUCCCGAUGAAGAGGACAAAGACGACAUUCUCAACACUCUGAUUCACGCCACGUACAAGGACGGGAGACAAUUAUCUGACGACGAGAUAGUUGGAAUGUUGAUUGGGCUUCUCCUGGCCGGUCAGCACACAUCAUCUACCACCAGUGCCUGGCUCGGAUUCUUCAUCGCUGGAAACAAAGAACUCCAGGACCAAGCAUAUGGAGAGCAGGUGACUGUACGCGGACACGACCUCCCUCCGCUGGAGUUUGACCAGUUGAAGAGCCUGGAGUUUCUCGAUCGCUCUCUGAAAGAGACUCUGCGACUGAGGCCUCCCAUUAUGACCAUGAUGAGGAUGGUCAAGACACCUCAGGUCGUGGGAGGUUAUACAGUGCCAGUGGGUCACCAGUUGUGUGUGUCUCCCACUGUAAACAGCCGUCUGGAGGAAGUAUGGGACAAUCCCCAGCUAUUCAACCCUGACCGGUUUCUGGAUAAGAGUGCCGCAGACAGCGAAAAAUUUGCCUACAUACCGUUUGGAGCAGGUCGCCAUCGUUGCGUCGGAGAAUCGUUUGCGUACAUGCAGAUCAAGACAAUCUGGUCUGUCCUGCUCACGAAAUACGAGUUUAGCCUGAUUGACGGGUAUUUCCCGCCCGUUAACUACUCGACGAUGAUCCACACACCCACAAGACCCGUCAUUUCUUACAAGAGACGCUGACGUGUUUUUUUUCCCCUGGAGACUUUACUUACUAAUCCAUAGAGACUUACAAAGUUGUGGAGGAAACGUAUUUCUGUGUAAAAAGUGUGUAAGGCUAAUUCAUACGUGCACAGCUCCCAAUACUAUUGAAUUUCACACCUUUAAAAAGGAAAUGUUGAUUAAUAUUUGCACUGAAUACAAGACACUACAAGCAGGGGAUUUAUAGGUUCAAAUGGUACAUACAUACAAGGGUUAAACAACACACCGGCAUGCAAUAUAUUUUUUAUUGCACUAGUUUCGACUACUACAUACAUGUAUUGAAUGAACAUCAAAGUUUUUAAAGAUCACAGCAGAAGUUUGCUGAAGCAGAUCUCCGACAUCAUUAGUCGUCAUAUGAGGAGCUAGAAGCUGAAUUGACGGCACUGAUGAUGAUAGAAAAGAUGAUGAACCCGACAAUAGAGAACGAGCCGGUCAGAAUGCCAGCAAUGCCCCAGUUCCUGGCCGUGCGAGAGGCGCUUACGGCUCCAGCGUGGUUGCCACGUGACCAUUCAGACUCCACCUACAAUAAUUAUAGAACAACAUAAAACUUCACAGAGGGGUAUAGAAAAAAUGUUGAGAGCGGCAUAGAAAACUUUACAGAGCAACAUAAACAUAUUUCAGAGCAACAAUACUUUAUGCAGACUCCACCAAGUAACAGAUGAGACAGUGGAAAUCCUAUCUAAGGGCACCCCUAACCCUGAAAUAAAGACACCUCUCUAAUAAGGACGUCUUUUCUUUCCCCAAGAACCGUUUCUUUUUUGACGUAAGGACACCUCACUAGUAUUAGGGACACUCCUGGUGUCCAGAGGGAUUCCACUAUCAAGGCUAUUUUAAGAGUUGCCGUGUGGUGUAGUUCCCUUUGAAGCACAUAGGUAUCUUCAAUUUUGCUUCACUACACUCCUACAAUUACAUUACCAUACUGUCAAUAGAGGGUAUAUAUAUACAAUUCUUUAAAUUCUUCGCAGCGAUAUGAACAGCCUUUGCCCAUUUGCCAAUUAGGGACUGCUAUUGCAUAUGUCCACUAAGCAGUUCUUUUUCCUAUAGCGUAAAGUACACAGACUUAGCAUGGGCUUAAAAU